CAAGAAAGUGACCCUUCAACCUCUCUCUUUCUCUUCAUAUAUACACAAAUUAACCUGAAUGGCUUAUUCAAAGAGUGAUGCUAAUUCAGACACACUGUUAUCUGAGAUGGCUUCUGCAAUGAGGAUUCUUGGGCUAACCCUGUGGUGGCUCUACCUAGCCAGCCGAGGCGCAACGAGGGCCGUCUCUCAGAGCGCCAACGGAACAGUGCAUAUCGAUGGAUCGUCUCCCAUUGGAGUCACGGACGAAGACUUCAUCUGUGCUACGAUGGACUGGUGGCCGCCUACGAAAUGCGACUACGGCACCUGCAGCUGGGGAACUGCUUCCCUUCUCAAUCUGGAUUUGAGCAACAAGAUUCUUCUGAAUGCUAUCAAAGCCUUUUCUCCUCUGAAAAUCAGACUGGGAGGAACUCUACAAGACAAACUCAGAUAUCAAACAUCAGAUGAUACUAUUCCAUGCACUCAGUUCAUCAAGAAUAGCUCCGAGAUGUUCGGAUUCAGUCCCGGCUGCUUGCCCCUAUCGCGAUGGGACGAGCUCAACACCUUCUUUGCACAAGCAGGAGCUAAGGUUAUAUUCGGUCUGAACGCGCUAACUGGCCGGACUAUUGGACCGGGCGGCGUGUGCACGGGAGCUUGGGACCCCACCAACGCAGAAUCUCUAAUUAGACACACUGUCAACAGUGGCUACACCAUCCAUGGAUGGGAGCUUGGAAACGAACUGAGCGGAAACGGCAUUGGAGCAAGCGUUGCAGCCGAUCAAUACGCAGCUGAUGUGAUCACACUUGGCAACAAAGUGCAGGAGAUCUACAAGGGCUUCGACACCAAGCCCUUGGUUCUUGGGCCAGGCGGCUUCUUUGACGGAACGUGGUUCUCAAGAUUUGUCAAGGGAGCGGCCGGAUCACUUCAAGUUGUCACGCAUCACAUUUACAAUCUCGGGCCAGGAGUGGACGAGCAUUUGAUUGAAAAGAUACUCGACCCCUCGUAUCUUGAUGGCGAAGCGCAGACUUUUAAGGAUCUCCGGAGCAUCGUGAAGAGCUCGGCAAGUGGAGCUGUUGCUUGGGUUGGUGAGGCUGGAGGGGCUUAUAACAGUGGCAGAAAUCUUGUGACAAAUGCAUUUGUGUUUAGUUUCUGGUAUCUGGAUCAGCUAGGGAUGUCUGCUGCCUAUGAUUCCAAAACAUACUGCAGACAGUCCUUCAUUGGCGGGAACUACGGUCUGAUCGACACAAACACUUUCGUCCCUAACCCCGAUUACUACAGUGCACUUCUUUGGCAUCGUCUCAUGGGAAGACGGGUUGUGUCGACAAGCUUCAAUGGGACGAGCAAGAUGCGAGCGUACGCUCAUUGUUCCAAGAACAGGAACGGAAUCACACUGCUACUGAUCAAUCUAGACAACACCACUACAGUUCAAGUUGGGGUUUCAGUCGAGAAACUGACGCUUGAGCAGGCUGUUCGCCUAACACGCAAGACACAAUUCUCCGGUGGAUACAGAGAAGAAGAGGAAGAGACCGGAAACGAGAUGUUGAGAGAAGAAUACCAUCUAACUGCAAAAGAUGGAGAUUUGCAUAGCAGAACAAUGCUUCUAAAUGGGGAAAUACUGCAACUAAACUCUUCAGGCCAAAUACCUCCAUUAAACCCGAGAAGAGUAGACGUUUUACAACCGAUAACAGUUGCUCCCUACUCUAUACUAUUUGCUCAGAUACCUAUCAGCCUCCCUGCCUGCAAAUAAAGCAUAGCCCCCUACCAAGAUUCAUAAUAUACGACUAGUUUCUACGAAGCAAUAUAGAUUUCGAAUGCAAUAUGUAUCAAUAAGUAAAUGUAGUUUCCAACAGAGUAAUAAUAAAAUUUGAUGGAGAAUCAAAAUUCCAGUUUA
Molecule: messenger RNA, 1867 nt
Organism: Salvia hispanica
Lineage: Eukaryota; Viridiplantae; Streptophyta; Magnoliopsida; Lamiales; Lamiaceae
Product: heparanase-like protein 3
Cellular component (GO): membrane; plant-type cell wall
Molecular function (GO): beta-glucuronidase activity
Source: RefSeq, a predicted model, not a curated record